AUGGAGGCUGCUGGGUUUGUCCUUGCUGUCCUGCCUCUCCUCCUCAACCAGCUUGACAACUAUGUGCAGGGCCUCGAAACCCUGAAGGGCUUUCGAGCCAAGCGAUACAGGAGAGAACUGGACGGUUACUUGUCCAGUCUUGGGACACAGCAGGCGAUAUUUGUCAAUACUCUUGAGCGGUCUCUGGAUGGAGUCGUCGAAUACCAAAAUGAAGUAGACGAUCUAAUCAAGAACCCGUUGGGGAAUUUCUGGAAGGAACCUACUUUGCAAUCAAAGCUGAAAACGAAGAUGGACCGAAAUUAUAUUCCCUUCGAGAGGACCAUGACGGAGAUUCAUGUUCUACUCGAAGAUUUGUCGCGCCAGCUGGGCUGGGACAAGAUAAUGCCAGCGACGGUAGAGAAAUACUGGAAUAGCUCCUCUAAUAUUGAACGAGAAGUCAAAAAAUUCCGUGACAUCUUCUCGAAGAGUAUCUAUGCCGACCUGCUCAACCGAAUCAACACCGCCAACACCCUUCUCAAGACACUAGUCGAACAGUCCGAUUACCGAGACACGACUCGAAAACGGAGGCUAUCAAAUCACACAUUGAUCCGCUACCGGAAGUCCCGACGAUCUGCAUCUAGUCUACACAAAGCCAUCAUACGCGGCAAAUGCUGGAAAUGCCCCUGCAAACAUCAGCAUACUAUCCAUUUUGUGCUCAACGCUCCAUCGCUAGACACCCUUGACCCGUUAGCGCAAGGUCGUGGGAACCCCCGAUUCCGCAUGAUCUUUGCUCCUAAUUUGCAUAUGGAUACCUCAGUCUGGAAGUUUGGUCAUGAAAUCGAGACUGAGGCAGACAUGAUCACGUCCAGCAUGGGGGUGCGUUAUGUCUGUCAGUUAGCGGAUCACACCAAAGAUUUGAGUUUAAAACCAGCGAAAGGGAAAGCGCGGGUUCAGUUCUCCUCUGAUACGAUAAUAACGAGCGAUGAAGUGGUUCUAAGCAAGCCCAGUGGGAGUGAUGUCCCGCCUCCAAUCACGGAUAUCUGUCAGAUACUGUCAAACAGCGAGAUCAAUCGGGAUACUCAGACGGCAUUGGGGUGGGUAUCAGAUGAGAACCACAGACAUAACGUCUACUACGUGCGACAAGUUGCCGAUUCUCUAAAGUCAAAAUCACUCGAAGAUCUUAUCACAGCUUCUUCUACCUUCUCAGCUGGCCAGAGCAAUGUGGGCCUUCUAUUCAGUCAACGAGAUCGUCUGCGGUUAGCAGUGGGCCUUGCAUGUAGUGUCCUCGAGUUCCAUGGAAGCUGGCUGCGAGACCACUGGACAGCUCGGGAUAUUAAGUUCAUGCCCGAGUCCUCGACAGGUCUUGGUAGCCCAUAUAUUCCGUGGAGUUUGGGAACUGAACCCGGUAAUUCACAGGACCAGGCUAGCGUCCUGACAACAGCGCUUAUCCGAAGCCAGAUACUAUUCCCUCUGGGUCUCGUUCUGGUAGAGCUUUCGCUAUGUCAAGUGCUCGAGACACUAAGCACUCCUGGAGAUGAAGACCCACACGAAGCCGUGGCGAAUCUCAAAACCGCAGCGCGUGUGCUACCAUCUGUUAUGGAACGCAGUGGACCAGAAUAUGCAAAGGUCGUUGAGCAUUGUCUGUUUUGGCACGGCAGCCAGGAUACCAAUUUGGAAAGCGACGCCAUGCAAGAAAAGGUGUUUGAGUUGAUCAUCAUGCCGUUGAUGGAGAACUUGAGGAGCUUUGAGGAUUGGUGGCAGCGGUAUUGA
Molecule: messenger RNA, 1749 nt
Organism: Penicillium daleae
Lineage: Eukaryota; Fungi; Ascomycota; Eurotiomycetes; Eurotiales; Aspergillaceae
Exons: 2
Coding region: 1-1749 (582 amino acids)
Source: RefSeq, a predicted model, not a curated record